AUGCCUCCCAAAAAAGCAGCUGGCGUGUCCAAGAAGGCCGCUCCCGCCGCUCACGCCUCCUAUCGCGAUAUGAUCAAAGAUGCUAUCGUCAACCUGAAGGAGCGCAAUGGUAGCAGCCGUCAAGCCAUCAAGAAGUAUGUCACCUCGAACAACCAGAUCAACGUUGCCUUCCAGGCCACUUUCGAUGCCCAGUUCAACAAGGCCAUUAAGGCUGGUGUUGACAAGGGCGAGUUCACUCAGCCCAAGGGUCCCUCUGGUCCCGUGAAGCUGGCGAAGAAGGAGCCCGCCACUAAGCCUGCGGCGAAAGUCACUAAGUCUACCGCCGAUAAGACCACCAAGGCCCUCGCCGCCAAGAAGGCCGCUAUCAAGAAGACCACGGCAAAGACUACCAUCAAGCCUGCAAUGAAGAAGACCGGCCCUAAGAAGGCUGCUGUCAAGCCCAAGGCCAACUCCGGCAACAUCCGUAGGACCACCCUUGUAUGUUCACGCUCGCUGGCGCAAUUUCUCAACGCUCCGCCCGCCAAGGCCGCCAAGGCCGCCAAGAAGGAGCCAACUACCAAGAAAUAA
This is a messenger RNA of Penicillium waksmanii, 567 nucleotides long. RefSeq names its product histone H1/H5 family protein. Bases 1 to 567 code for a protein of 188 amino acids. Lineage: Eukaryota; Fungi; Ascomycota; Eurotiomycetes; Eurotiales; Aspergillaceae. The transcript has 6 exons. Gene Ontology annotation, molecular function: structural constituent of chromatin; nucleosomal DNA binding; double-stranded DNA binding. The record is from RefSeq and is a predicted model, not a curated record. Gene Ontology annotation, biological process: nucleosome assembly; negative regulation of DNA recombination; chromosome condensation. Gene Ontology annotation, cellular component: nucleosome; nucleus.